Closterium sp. NIES-67 is the source of this 1717-nucleotide messenger RNA. The record is from the annotation of a GenBank genome assembly. NCBI's taxonomy places the organism in Eukaryota, Viridiplantae, Streptophyta, Zygnematophyceae, Desmidiales, Closteriaceae.
CUGCCAGCGGCGAUGGACGGCAGGGCGGGCGGCAAGAAGGUGACGUCCAAGGCAGAGAGGCGCGCGCUGCAGGAGGCGCAGAGGGCUGCCAAGGCCGCUGCCAGUGCUGGGGGUGCUGCUGCUGGUGGUAAAGUUGCAACCUCUGCUACAGGCGGAGGGGGAGGGGAGGGGGAUGGGCGCAGCAGCAGUGGCAGCAUGGCUGGCGCACAGAAGGGGGGAGGGGGUGGCGGGGGAAAGGGAGGGGGGCGGGGAGGGGAGGAGGGGCAGCACAAGUCGAGCUCGUUGCGGGGCGGGUGGCAGCAGCUGAUGGCUGACGUGGCGGCCGUGGAUUCAUCCCUGCGAGUGGACCUGUUUCGGCAUCUGCCACAGUUUGACCGCGCGGCUCAGAUCCGCCUCGUGGAGGCACGGCUGCUGGACGAGGAGGAGAGCCCCCUGCAGAUCCACCCCGGCGUGUACGAGGCGGGCAUGCGCUUCCUCCAACAGGAUCAGCGCCUGCAGGGCGGCAACGAGCGCUGCCUGGCGAUGCUACAAGCCCUGCGCCUGCUCUUCCUCGACUACCGCCUCCCCGAGGGUCGCCCCCUCAUCCGCGACCUCACCGCCAAGCUCAAUGCGCACGUGGGCUUCUUGAUUGCGUGCCGCCAGCUGUCCGUCGGCAUGGGGAACGCCGUGAGGGCGCUCAAGCAGUGCCUGACGAGGAUGGGCGCUGACCCGGCCGUGCAGGAGGGCGCCGCAAGGACGGCGCUGGUGGCGGAGAUCGACCGGUUUGUUGCUGAGAAGCUGGUGUACGCGGGGCUGGAGGUGGUGCGGCACGCCGCUGGGAAGAUAAGGAGGGAGGGCGACGUGAUCCUCACGUUUGGGUGGUCGGAGCUUGUGCUGCAGGUGCUCCUCUCAGCUGCCAGUGCGGGCCAUGUGUUCCGGGCCAUAGUGGUCGACUCCCGCCCGCACCUGGAGGGCAAGGAGAUGGUGCGCCGCCUGCUGGCGGGCGGCAUUUCCUGUCUCUAUCUGCGGCUUAACGCUGCCUCGUACAUUAUGAAGGACGUGACACGUGUAUUCCUGGGAGCAGCAGCAGUGCUGGCGAACGGGGCGGCAUAUGCGCGGGUGGGCACGGCAGCGGUGGCCAUGAUGGCGCAUGCGCAGCGCGUGCCGGUGCUGGUGUGCUGCGAGUCCAGCAAGUUCCAUGAGCGCGUGCAGCUCGACUCCAUCACUCACAACGAGAUCGGCGAUCCACAGGUGCUGGUCAACACGGGCCUCUCCCCAUCGCUCUCAUCAGACGCACCCGAGGCAGUAGACGCAGCAGAACCAUCUCCCAUGCAGCACUGGCAGAGCACGCCCACGCUCCGGCCCCUCAACAUCCUGUUCGACCUCACCCCAGCAACUACAUCACCGGCAUCGUCACAGAGAUUGGCGUGGUGCCCACGUCGAGUGUGCCUGUCAUCCUGCGUGAAUGCCGCAAUCAGCUGUACUAGAUGGCACGGGAUGGAAUCAUGUGGCUCCCAUGUGAUACCAUCGACAUGCGUUGUUCCAGUAUGCCGGCUGGCUAUUUCCACAAGAGAUAGUUGUGUUAGAGUACAGGGGAGGGGACGUGGCAAACAGUCUCGAUGGUAACCAGUAGAGAUAUUUUAUCAGCGCAGUUUCAGUUCAGUAUGGGUCUUAGAAGAGAGAAGUGAGUUGUAGUAUUGAGGGAUAUUCAGAAGACAUUUUAACGCAGUUGCAGUUC